Vollenhovia emeryi is the source of this 7636-nucleotide messenger RNA. RefSeq lists its product as uncharacterized. Lineage: Eukaryota; Metazoa; Arthropoda; Insecta; Hymenoptera; Formicidae. The transcript is spliced from 10 exons. Gene Ontology annotation, molecular function: RNA polymerase II cis-regulatory region sequence-specific DNA binding; DNA-binding transcription factor activity, RNA polymerase II-specific. Gene Ontology annotation, cellular component: beta-catenin-TCF complex. Bases 34 to 3357 code for a protein of 1107 amino acids. The record is from RefSeq and is a predicted model, not a curated record. Gene Ontology annotation, biological process: regulation of transcription by RNA polymerase II; canonical Wnt signaling pathway.
ACGUCAAGCGGAACGGCAGUCGCGUCAACGAGAAUGGACAAGCCCGCGGUAACGGCGGCGUGCAACGAGGGUCGAUCGCAGUGGACUGGGCGCAUGCGCCAGCCCCUGGAGAGCAGCUCCGAGCCAGCCCGUGAAAACGGUACCCCGGUGCAUCGUUAUCCGGAGAGGCAGCGACGACGCGAGAGACACGUCGCGGGGAGAAAGCAUCGACCGGCGAGAGACAGCGAGAAGAUUACCACCGGCACCUCGUGCUCGUCGACAUCGUUGUCGUCGCCGCCGGCGCUUUCCUCGCCGUCUUCCUGCACGUCCUCGCGCCGCUCGAGCUCCCCGCCGUCGAGCGCCUCGUCGCCCGCGCGCUCCUCCACCUCGUCGGUCACGAGCGAUCCGUUGGCGAUCAAACCGGCGGUUAGGAGCAGGCGGAGAAGCACUCACGAUCAGAGCGACGACGGGAUUGGAAAGCGGAGGCAGAACGCCGCGGGGACAAGACGGGACGACGGCGAAACGACUCAUGGAGCAACAGGGGCGACGACGUCGGUGCCCAUCUCCUCCUCUUCGACCACCGUGUCUUCCUCGUCGCCAUUCCCCUCCCCCGUGUCUACGUCCUCCACAUCUUGCCGGACGGCGACGACGACGCCGCGCGGCCAUGCUGGCGAUCACGGCGUCGCGCACGUCUCGUCCUCGUCGUCCGCCCUCGAGAGACUGAGAAGUGCCCUGGAAAAUUAUGACCGUAGUCGAAUCUAUCUUGCCCACGUUUGCUACCUGGACUGGCGGGAUCUGCCGGGUAAGCGACGUGCUGGCGGCAGCAGCAGCGGCGGCGGCGACGACGACGGCAGCAUCGGAAGCCGCGACGCGACGCCAAGCGGCGAACGGGUGUGGGUGGUGGGGGCAGCGGAUCACGAGGGCCACCACCGGACGCGAUUGUUGGUGGCCGGCCGCCACUGGCGACCACGUUGUCUACGCAGGGUCAACAUGUUGAGCCAACCGGUGGUGUACGCCGGCGGCGGCAGGGGUUCCUUGACUGCCGAUCUCUUCCUCUGGUGGUUCCACCGUGAGUUCGCAGUCACGGCGAUGGCGAUGCAUCCGGACGGCGCCGUGCUGGUAGCCGAGAGUGCUGAUUACCUGCCACCGGAAGGCGAUUGCGUCGCUGCGGACGGUCUUGUACGGCUGUUUGUUGUACCAAAGGACUGCAUGGAAACCCGACUGGUGGUCCGAGAGUUGAGAGUGCGUCUGGCUACCGGUAUACUGUCGAGAGCACGCUGUGGCGUUUACCGUGACAAAGCCCCCUCGAUCUUGGGCCUGCCCGAGGAAGAGGGCGAUCACCGAUUGGACGUGUAUCUAAAAAGGUUCACGCUGAAGGAAGCAUUCGCGGACCUUCAUCGCGCCUGGCUCAGCGUUCGGUCGGAGACUUUCGCGCGCAGCUGGACGCUACCGCGCGAUCGCGAUGAUCCGCUCGUGAGAUGCAACGGCGCCAUGUUGCCGCCCAGAAUCCACGCGGUCGAUCAGGAGGAGGAUAGAAUGCUGCUUGUUGAGCUACAGGGCCUCGCCAGGGAAGUUGGACUGGAAAUCACUGAUGACGAACUCGGUAGUUGGAUCCUCGACGAGGAGAGCGCGCUGGCGCCCUUCGUCAGGAAGAGAGAGCCGGACGAGGAGCACUGCCGGGUGAAGGUCGAGAUAGAGACUGAUAAGUGGUUGGAUCGCAAUGGUGACGAGGAUGAAGAUGGGAAGAACGACGGCAUCGAAGAAGACGAUGGCGAGGACGAGCCCACCGCCGAGGAAGCUGUCGGACUCCUCUCGAGAGUACUGACCUGGAUGGAAAGAGAACCUCUCGAUCCUGGACUUCUACUGGCGGUCAGAUCGAUGCGCGAUACCGCCGCACUUAUGGCGAGCAAGAUGGGCUUGGCAGGGACGCAUCCAGGUGGGCUGCCAUUCUUCUGUCCGAACGGGGACCACCUGACGCAACCACCUCCCGCCCAUAUGGGUAUACCACCCUAUGGCACGUUGGACGCGGGUAAAGCGGCCGCCGCGGCUGGUCUCACGAGAGCACCAAUGUACCCCUUUUCGACGGGCCAGUACGCAUACCCCAUGCUUAGUCCGGAAAUGACGCAAGUUGCUUCCUGGCACACACCGAGCAUGUACCCCAUCUCGCCGGCGAAUGCCGGCUUCCGAAGUCCAUAUCCCACAAGUUUACCCAUCACGAGUUCUAGUUUACCAAGCGAUCUCUAUCGGUUUUCACCGACGGGCCUUAUGCCUCCGCACCCUGGCCUGAGUCCACACGCACACGCUCUAGCAUCGCACGCGUUAGUGUCAGCGCCGAAGGCGGAUCACUCCACCCUGGAUCACAAUCACAGGUCAACGAUAGAGCAGAAAAACUCCACGUCGUUACCUACGGACAAUUCAAAAGCUCAGGACACGGGACAACAAAAUAAUCAAGAUAAAAAGAAACCCCAUAUAAAAAAGCCUUUGAACGCAUUUAUGCUGUAUAUGAAGGAGAUGAGGGCGAAGGUUGUGGCAGAGUGUACCUUAAAAGAGAGCGCCGCGAUCAACCAAAUAUUGGGAAGACGAUGGCACUCGCUAAGCCGGGAGGAGCAGGCGCGGUAUUAUGAGGCGGCCAGGCAGGAGCGCCAUCUGCACCAGCAACGAUACCCCGGCUGGAGUGCCAGGGAUAACUACGGAUAUGGCAGCAAGAAGAAGAAGAGGAAGAAAGAGCGAUCCGCAGAUCCCACCGGAGGUAAUAACAUGAAGAAGUGCCGUGCCAGGUACGGAUUAGAUCAGCAAAGUCAAUGGUGCAAACCCUGCAGACGUAAGAAGAAAUGUGUCAGAUACAUGGGGGAGGGAGGAGACGGCGACGGUGAAGCUGACGGUGAAGCCGAGGAUGACCAUUCGGAGGACAACCUGGGCAGCGUAGGAGAGGCGGGGACUCCCGAGGAGGACGAGUCUCUGAGUAGUCCUGGAGGCCUAUCCGCGUUAUCUAGCCUGGCGAGCCCUUCGCUGGUCUUACAGUCACCCUCGAGCCUGGCCAGUCCGUGCCCGUGUCCGUUGACGCCCCCAGUGCCGCCCCCGCCUUUGUCGAACACGAACCAGUCGGCGGCGGCGGCGGCGGCAGCGGCGACGACGGUAGCAGCGGCAGCGGCGGCGGCAGCGGCGGCGAUGGCUGGAUCGGCGGUGACAUCGGCGACAACGGCGGCGCAACAACAGCAGCAACAGCAGCUACCACCUCCACAGCCUCACCGCAACCCCGUCGGCACAAAUCCUCACGAUAUUAACAAUCCGCUCAGCGUGAACCAGCUGACCGGACAGUGUAUAAAGAGCGAGCCCGCACCUUCGGGCCCCUCCAACCCGGCGAUCAGUGUUACGUAGCCCCGGCCGGACCCACGUGACCGAACUGUUGCUACAUGCGGUGUCAUCUAUAGGGUCCGUCUACGUAUGCACACGAUGAAAAGGCUGAACGACGAGGAACCGACUGACACGAUGACGGAGAUACAGGGAAAGACCUGGCGGGUGAGAGAUCAAGGAUCUCGCUUUCGUCUAGCGUUUCUCUCGCAGUUUCAAUCCGAUUGGGGGGAAACAAGUAGAGGUUCGAGGAGAGUAUAGUAUUUUCGAGAUGCCUCAAGAUAAUUCGAGUGGUCAACUUACGAGUUAGUUGAUCAUGCUUCGUUGGGAUUUGACGCAAUCUGCAAUCUGAACGGUACUGCUGACAAUUCGGAUUGGGAACACGCGAAAUCGUCGUACCGCUAUUGUGGAUUUAUAGUGUCGCUUUCGAUCGUUCUCUCCUGGCCUCGCUCUUAUCCAUUCGCCCAAGUGCAGAACAGAUCCAGUGUCCGAAGUCGGGAGUACGAUCGAUACGUUAUAUACGUGUUAACGAGAACGAACAGAAAUAAAUAUUAUGUGCAGAAAUACUCAGUACCAAGUAUUUGGUUGUAGUCACCCGCUCGGCAAAAAGACAAAUGUAAGCGAGAUAUAAGCGUAAGAGAAUAUAUGUGCAUGUAAGCUUGCGAAGCUGGGGAAGAGCAAGGUGCACGUCUGAUAAUAAUGCGACUGAGAAAGCAAGCUAAUUGAUGGUGCGCGUGACGCAGCUUGUAGUCCUUGUUACGUUGUGAUGCCAAUGACUGAGAGUCAUGUUCCUGUGCCAGCUACUAUACUCUAGAAAAGUAAUUAUAUUGCGGACAAGUAGCUAGAUGCGUAAAGCGAAAAGGAGCCGCGAGAAAGAACGAAGCGGCGCGCGCGUGCGCGCGCGCGAGCGCGAUGCGUUUUAUUGUCAUUCGUUUAUUCGACCUCACCUCACACAUCAAGUGUGUCAAGAUAUCUUCUAUAUAUACGCAAUUUGUUAUUUUUUUAAAAGUCUAUACACACAGUGCGGUUGAUUAGCGUGUAAGAUCCUUAUUACCAACUCCCCGCUCAUUUUCGAAUAUUUUUCCUUUGUCUCUUUCUACUCUGUUAAUUCUCUUCUCGUUUUUAAUAAUAUUACCAUAAUAAAUGGCGCUAUACGAUCGAUAAGGUUCCAAGGGCAACGUGUUUCUAUAGAACUUAUCAAACAAACUUUUCCAUUUGUGCAGAAUACAACAUGCUGUUUACUACAUAUUAUUAAGUUACUAAAUAUUAAUACGUAUUAAUAUAUAAUAACUACGUAUUAAUAUUAAUUAAGACUAAUGAUAUGUAUUAAACCUCGAACGUUUUUCUUGUUGCAAUCGACUUAAUGUCGUUCUCGUUGUUUCAUUAUUUCCUUAAAUGGGAUAAUGAUCGACGUUUGCCAUCAAUCGGCAAAUUCGUACUUUCGAUCGAACAAAGACAAUAAUCGGCAGCAAAUAGAAAACAUUUUUUUAAUAAGUAAAAGACUUGUGGUCAAGAGAAAUUAUUAACUUCCAUAGAAAGAUGGGAACGAGCUGUAUCGAGUCACUUGCGAACAAUAUCGAAAGCGACGUUUUUGGAAGAUUAUCUUAUAAUAUAUUCAUUUCGCCCUCAAAUUUCUAUCUCUUUUUCCCCGAAACAUUUUCCCACUUUUCAUUCGUUCAUGAUAUGAGCGUUCACGCUAACGUGAUAUGAUCGUUCGAUGAGCGUGUAAGCAAUGUCCGAUGCGAUUUAAGGAUUAAAUAAUUUGUAUAGUCCGUAUGUGUGCGCAUCAGAGAAAUAAGUUUCCCUCGCAAAUCGCGGAUUAGAAAGAAAACUUUUGUCAUUGGAACAAUCGCUUAAAGAAUGACAAUUAGGCAAAAACUUUAGAAAAAGAAUUUUAUGAUAUCUUGUAAAAACACUAGUAGGUUUUACUAACUUUUUACUUUUCUCUCUUUCCGUUAUUAACGAAGUUUUAGCAUGUCGUUUCGAACAUUAGCAUAGUGCAGGUUUAUUUCUAGAUUUCAGCAAAAUGAUGUUACAAAUAUUUUUAUUGGCAACUCUACGUUUUUUCUUAUAUUUUAUUAUAUAUAUAUAUAUAUAUAUGUAUGUAUGUAUGUAUUGUUUAUCGUAUCAAUGCAACGUGCAAAUGUAAAACGUACUAUUUGGACAUUGUGAAAUAGUAUGAAAUAAUCAAUAUUUUUUUAUUCGCGAAUUUUUGUUGCGAGAAAUCUAUUACAGCCAGUAAUUACUUUUUUCAUGACUGCAAUGGAAAUUGUUAAUCGUAUUAUAAAAGAUUUGCAAUAUUGUCUUAUAAGAAAAGAACAGUUGGUUCUUUUACUUGUCUUACCAUAGAGACAUUGUAACGUUGCUACUGUUAAAAAUUUGUUGUAUUAUUUUAUCGAUUCAAUGUUUUACAAUUUUUUUGCAAAAGUGAUAAAAAUUUCUGAAACCUGGUAAUAGGACAUUCACGCGGUAGUACGUUUCGUAAGAAGCUAAAAUCACGUAUGCGCAAUUUCGAGCACGCCGAUUUAAAAGCAAUGAGAAUUGUUAAUGACUGAUCUCGUUUCGUUAUGCGACAUUACGGUGCGAUUUUAGUUUUCUUUAUCACCUAAACUGGAAAGAAAUACGCGAUAAGGGUUCCUUAUAACGAUUGUUCCGUAAGCGUUUAUUCGGAGAGCAGUUUCUCUUUUGUACAUAAAAUAAAUACGUUUUAUAAGACGCAUUUGUUGCGGCGCAUGGGAAAGUGCAAUGGAGGUGCCAAUGAGAGAACGAGAGAGUGCGAGAUUGCGCGAAUUCGCGCGCGUGCGCCACGAAACGGAAGUAGCCGUUAAACGAGGGUGCGCGCGAACGUCUCUAUGACAAUAUCUGUUCCCUUCUCUCCCUACCAGUGUUUUUCCCUUUUGUCUCUUCUUUUUUUAUUCUUUUAUCUGUCUUUUUUAUCUCAUCGACUGCAAUUGUUCAGUGUCUCUAUAGCGAAUACGGCGGAAGCCGCUGUAGAAACGCAUCGCAGAGUAUAGCAGCGAACUAAACGUGCCAUAACGUCAUGCCAAUAUUACCGAUAAUACAUAUUGUUUUUUUUUUACACAAUCCAUUCAACCUAGUUCCGUCGAUCGUGAAGCAUGGGCCAUCGACGCGAUUUUGCCCUUUUCUCCUUCCUUCUAUCACACGAUCCAUCGUUCUCUCUCCCCUUUUCCUUCCCGCCUUCUUCGUUUGUCGAUCGAACACAGUAAACAGACUGAAAAUGGCAUUUAAUAGCAACUUUUGCGCGAGCAUCGAUCUGGGUGUGUGUGUACUUAUAUGACGUAUGUAUAUUUAUUAUAUAUACAUACAUACAUACACACACUACGGUAUCGAACAGGGCGAAAGAUUUAUCAGUACUAGAAGCGCUCGAACGAAAGGAAAACGUAGACUCUCGCGCGUAGAAAACGUUCGAUCGAGGAACCGAAGUACCUUCCUAUCAAAUAAGUACGGGGCAAGGACAACCAGCAAUGUCUCACGAGUGCGAAAGAAAAUGAGGCGGCGGCGAUGGCGAAAUAGCGGUAGACGUAGUCAGAAACGAGACUCGCAAAGUCUCGUUGAAUGCGUACGUGCGUAUAUGACAACAACCCUUGUACAAGGAGAGUAACGCCGAAUGGGACCGAUUUUCCCUCGAAGAAUAGACAAUCGAGUGUUACGGGGGGGGAGGGAGUACCUCCCCCUCUUCUUUCCUUCCCUAAGGAGGAAAGAAAAUCUCGUGGAUCAUCUCGAGCCCGCUCGCUGCCUCUCUUUUCGCUCUGCUAGGAACGACGAGGCGACGUCGCUUAAGAUUUUCGGUGGCGGACUGCUCGGAGACGCGAAAGCGUCGCGUUCGACGUUACCGGGUAUGGAAAGAGAAACGUACCCUUGGGACGCGGAAUGCGAGCAAACUCGCUCGAUACGGCCUACAGUCCGCUCGAGAAGAGAAAGAAAGAAAGAGUAUCGAGAUUUGCUCUCGCGAGUCGCAGAUGACACCCCCUUCCCCCGGUGACGAGGGUGACCAAGCUCGUGCCGAUCGAGUCGGGAUUUCGGAGCUCGUGUCUCGCUUCAAAGGAGUGAUUGUACCAUAUUGUAAAGUAUCAAUCGACAGUUCUCAGCUGCGUUGUACAGUGUUUUCUAAGUAUCUAGGCUGAUAGCGCGCGUGUAAUUGAGGAAAAGGAACCAUUGUAUUUACACUAAUAAGCGAUCUGUAUCAUUCAUUCUCGUAUAGCCUGUACUCCUACUCAUGUAGAUGCUAAAAGUGAUUUGUGUCAUAAAGAAAACCUAUAAAUAAAAUUAGCACUUUGAGAACGUU